AUGGUUUUUGUUUUAUCUUCAAAACCAAGAGUGUUUCUUGUGGCAAGCAGAAGUAUUCUGACAGGUAGGCGUUUGGCUUCCAAUAGCCAAAGGUUUUUAAAAUCAGCUUCAGAUGAAGUUCGUUCUACUAAAAGUAAAGAAAAGCUGUAUGGGAAUCAUAAACUAUCAAGAAGAAGAAAUGUUGCACUUGUUUCUGGCAUUAUAAUAGUAGGAUCAUUUAUAUCAUUCAAUCAUGCAAACUAUUAUAACUUGGAUACCUUACCUCCAAAUAGCGGCGCUCCAGGGUUUAAUUCCAAAUUCUUUCCUCUCCCAUCGAAAGGCAAAUUUGCAGAUGACCAAAGAUAUUUCUCAACGUCAACAUCCUCCAUGCAUCAAAAAAAUGGUAUUGGAAGCCAACAACAUAAAGAAGGCAUAUAUUUGUUGAAUGAAGAACAGGUGAGCGCUAAAUUAAGGCAAUACGAAGAAAGCUAUAUUGUUAAUAGAGGUAAAGGAGUGACGCGAUAUGAUAUCUGUCAAUUGCCCUCAAAUUCUCCUAUAGAAGAUGACCGUGCUGAGGAAAUUGUUCAGGUGCCAAUUUUACAAGAUAACAACGUCAAGGCAUCUACUGACUGGAUGUUUUUUGGCGUGUAUGAUGGCCACGGUGGUUGGACUACCAGUAGCAAAUUGAGAGAUCAGUUGAUUAGCUCCGUAAUACACGAGUUUGGUACUAUCUUCAAGCCAGCUAGCGAGGACAACUUGAGAUACGUUCCCAAUAGUGCAACAAUUGAUCAAGCUAUUAAGAACGGGUUUUUAAAAUUAGACCAUGAAAUUGUAAAUAAAAAUAUUGAGAAGCUCUUAACUGAUAAUAACAAGGCCAAAGCAGCUGAAUUAUUAAUGCCGGCCCUCUCAGGGUCCUGUGCUUUACUUUCCUUCUACGAUACAAACUCCAAGAUGCUUAAAGUUGCGGUAAGCGGUGACUCGAGGGCUCUUCUUGGUUCAUUUAAAGACAACCGUUGGACUGUUAGACAGUUAAGUAUUGACCAAACAGGUUCAAAUCCUACCGAAGUUGCUCGUGUCAUCAGUGAACACCCUGAUGAACCAAAUGUUGUGAAAAAUGGAAGAGUUCUUGGUACCCUUGAGCCAAGCAGAGCAUUUGGAGAUUGCCGUUAUAAAUUACCGCGUUCAAUUCAAGAAAGAAUUUAUAAACAGUUUUUCGGCAGGACCUUACCUCAUAAUCUCAACUCACCACCGUAUGUGACAGCUGAGCCUGUCAUAACUACCACCAAAAUCAAUCCCAAAGAUCAUGAUUUCCUUGUUAUGGCUUCAGAUGGUCUCUAUGAAAUGUUGUCGAACGAAGAGAUUGUUGGAUUGGUAGUGAAAUGGAUGGAGAAAGAAAAAAUGGUUAAACCUCAAAAUUCGUUUUGGAGCUACUUUGGUUCUUCAGAAAAUAAACUCCCUGAGGUUUCAGAUAUCACAAAUGAUAAAUCUUCCAAACAGCCUUUUAGGAAAUCCAAACAUUCUAAUGGGUUUUUGUUAGAUGACAAAAAUGUCUCUACACAUCUAAUUAGAAAUGCUUUAUCUAAUGGCGGCUCGAGGGAACAAACCUCAAUGUUAAUAUCUAUUCCAAAUCCUGUAUCAAGACGUUACAGAGAUGAUCUAACUGUUACAGUUGUAUUUUUCGGGAAUGAUCCCAAAGGCGAAGAUGACUCAGGCAAGUUGGAGAUAAAUGCAGCUGCUACAGCAGGAGGUGUGGAUUCUACGAAGCCAAAACUUUAA
Molecule: messenger RNA, 1755 nt
Organism: Priceomyces carsonii
Lineage: Eukaryota; Fungi; Ascomycota; Pichiomycetes; Serinales; Debaryomycetaceae
Gene: PTC5
Product: type 2C protein phosphatase
Exons: 1
Coding region: 1-1755 (584 amino acids)
Biological process (GO): protein dephosphorylation
Cellular component (GO): mitochondrion
Molecular function (GO): cation binding; [pyruvate dehydrogenase (acetyl-transferring)]-phosphatase activity
Source: RefSeq, a predicted model, not a curated record